Messenger RNA from Talpa occidentalis (Iberian mole), 948 nucleotides. RefSeq names its product neuropeptides B and W receptor 2 (gene NPBWR2). Gene Ontology annotation, cellular component: neuron projection; membrane. The record is from RefSeq and is a predicted model, not a curated record. NCBI's taxonomy places the organism in Eukaryota, Metazoa, Chordata, Mammalia, Eulipotyphla, Talpidae. Gene Ontology annotation, biological process: neuropeptide signaling pathway. Gene Ontology annotation, molecular function: neuropeptide binding; neuropeptide receptor activity.
AUGGCGGCCGGCUGGGCAGGGGACAAUGGCACCGGGCACAACUCCUCCUCCCCUGAACCGCUGCCCGCCCUGCACGUGCUCCUGCCGGUGGCCUAUGCCGCCAUCUGUGCCGUGGGGCUGGCCGGCAACGCGGCCGUCAUCUGCGGGGUCCUGCGGGCGCCCGGGGCGAGGACGGCAACCCACGUGUUCAUCCUGAACCUGGCUGUGGCCGACGUCCUCUUCACCCUGGUGCUACCAGCCAGCAUCACAGAGCUCCUGCUGCGGCGCUGGCCCUUCGGGGGGCUCCUCUGCAAGCUGGUGCUGGCGGUGGACCACUGCAACAUCUUCUCCAGCGUCUAUUUCCUGGCCGCCAUGAGCCUGGACCGCUACUUGGCGGUGCUGGCCGCCACGCGGGCCCGGCGCCCAGCCAGGCGCUCACCACGGGCCACGCGGGCCUGCCUGGGCGUCUGGCUGGGUGUGGGGGUCGCAGUGCUGCCCUUCCUGGCCUUCGCCGGGGUCUACAGCGACGAGCAGCAGGUCCCGCGCUGCGGGCUGAGCUUCCCGCGGCCUGAGGCAGCCUGGGUCAGGGCCAGCCGCGUCUACACGCUGGUGCUGGGCUUCGCGCUGCCCAUGGGCUCGCUCUGCGCCCUGUACGCCGACCUGCUGCGCCGGCUGCGGGCCCUGCGGCCCCUCCCAGGGGCAAAAGCUCUGGGCAAGGCCAGGCGGAAGGCUACCAUGCUGGUCCUGGCUGUGCUGGCCGUGGGCCUCCUCUGCUGGACACCCUUCCACCUGGCCUCCGUGGUGGCCCUGACCACAGACCUGCCCCAGACACCCCUGGUGGUUGGCAUCUCCUACGCCAUCACUAGCCUCAGCUACGCCAGCUCCUGCCUCAACCCUUUUCUCUACGCCUUCCUGGACAAAACUUUCCGCAAGAACUUCCACACCGCCUUCCGGUGCCAGGGGACUUGA